AGGUGGGGGAGGCAUCGGGGCAAAGCAAGAGCAACCCGAGACCUUUGCUGAUGUGGAAGUCCGAGUAGGUCGAAGCUGAAAAAGAAUCUCACGGUCGCCGCUGCUACGACUGUUCUCUUAUAAUUUUCAUUCUCGACGUAUUUAAUUAAUUGUUUAUUUACUCGUCUCGUGUUAUGCAAGAAUUCAUGUUGCUUCUUCAGGUUCUUAUCGGUUUCUCUGUGUUGGCUACGGCGAUCCCGAAGCCGGAGAACGAACACUCGUCCAGGGUGAUAAAUAAGGAACCAAGCGAUGAGGAACAUUAUGUGGACUCUCAGCACAACCCAGCAUAUGAUCACGAGGCCUUCCUCGGGGAGGAGGCGAAGACGUUCGACCAGCUCACCCCUGAGGAGAGUACCAGACGAUUAGGAAUAAUAGUCGACAGAAUGGACAAAGACCAGGACGGUUUUGUCACUGGAGAAGAACUGAAAGACUGGAUACUGUAUACUCAGCAACGUUACAUCCGAGACAACGUGGAACGCCAAUGGAAGUCGCACAACCCUGAAGGGAAAGAGAAACUCCCCUGGGCGGAGUAUUUAUCAAUGGUUUAUGGAGAUAUGAACGAACACGAAGCGGAGAAUCUUGAGAAAUCUAAAGACAACAAUUUUUCAUAUGCAAUUAUGCUUAAGAAGGAUCGCAGGAGGUGGUCAGCAGCUGACUUAGACGGUGACGAUGCUCUUACUAAAGAAGAAUUCACAGCCUUCUUGCAUGCUGAAGAAGCAGAUCAUAUGAAGGAUAUUGUCGUUCUUGAGACUCUGGAAGACAUUGAUAAGGACGGAGAUGGGAAAGUGUCUGUCUCUGAGUACAUAGGUGAUUUAUAUGAUGGUGUGCAAGGCGAGGAGGAGCCCGAGUGGGUGAAGAACGAGAGGGAACAGUUCUCCAUGUACCGUGACAAGAACGGUGACGGUUUCCUGGACUUCGACGAGGUGAAGGCUUGGAUCAUUCCGGCUGAUUUCGACCACGCUGAGGCUGAAUCUCGACACUUGAUAUUCGAAGUGGACACAGACGCAGAUCAGAAGCUUACGAAGGAUGAGAUAUUGGAUAAGUACAAUAUAUUCGUCGGGUCCAAAGCUACGGAUUUCGGCGAAGCUUUGACCAGGCACGACGAAUUUUAAACGAACAAAACGGCCAUUAAAUGUAUAAAGCAUUUACUUAUUUAUCUGUAGUUAAGAAUCUUUUUAUAACUGCUUUUUACUUAAAGAAAAUUCAUUAUAUCUUUUCUAACUGUAAAUAGGAAAUAAAUUGAUUAUGACAAAUAAA
Molecule: messenger RNA, 1296 nt
Organism: Ceratina calcarata
Lineage: Eukaryota; Metazoa; Arthropoda; Insecta; Hymenoptera; Apidae
Gene: scf
Product: Calumenin B scf
Exons: 4
Coding region: 174-1151 (325 amino acids)
Cellular component (GO): endoplasmic reticulum
Molecular function (GO): calcium ion binding
Source: RefSeq, a predicted model, not a curated record